Molecule: messenger RNA, 750 nt
Organism: Panicum virgatum (switchgrass)
Lineage: Eukaryota; Viridiplantae; Streptophyta; Magnoliopsida; Poales; Poaceae
Product: dapper homolog 3-like
Exons: 1
Coding region: 1-750 (249 amino acids)
Source: RefSeq, a predicted model, not a curated record
AUGCACGACCGCCGCGUUGCCGGCGAGCUGCCACGCACGCACGACCGCUGCGCGCGGCUCCGCAUGCCGCGGCCGCGCCCCACCGCCGCGCGUGGCUCCGUUAACUCGUCGAGCUCCGCCAGCCGCGGUCGGGUCCUGCCGCCGCCCACGGCUCCGCCGGCCGCGGUCGCGCCCCGCCAUGCCCACAAGCUCGCCGCUGCGGUCGCCCUCGUCAAGCUCCGCCGCCGCCCGCAGUUCCGCCGGCUGCGGUCACGCCCCGGCCGCUGCCGGCACCGCGCGCGUCACCACGCCGCGGCCCCAGUGCGCUCCCUGAACGGGCGCCGCCAGUCCUCGGCCGGCGCCGCCGGCUUCACGGAGAUGGACCCCGCCACCACGCCGUCGACGCAGAUGGCGCGGUACCACGGGCGGGCCUCGUCCACGUGCUCAUUAGCGUCGCGGAGAUGGACCCCGCCGCCGGGGCUCCUCCCUGCUCGAGCUCCAUGCCGUCCCUCAACACCUCGAGAUCUGCGGCUCCGCGCCGCUAAGCGGGCCCGCCUCCGCGGCUCCGGACCGCGACGGUGGCUGCAGCACCUGCCUCGUCUCGUGCCGCAGGGGCCGCCGCGCCGUGCGCUGCCCUCCGCGCCAUGCCCUGACCACCCUCGCCGCCACGCCGUGCUGUGUGCUGCUGGGGCGGCCUUGGAGGCCGGCGGCUCGCAGAGGCCGGCGCGAGGCGUGUGGAGCAGCCCUGCCUCCUCAAGGAUGCGAAGGUAG